AUGGAACUGCUCAAGACCGUGUUUGGUCCUGUUUUGGGCUUUACUUUUGCCUUUGUGGUGUUCAUGACAUCUCUGUUUGGCAACUACAUUAUCACCUUGUUGUUGCCCAUGAUCACAGUCUUUAAUAGGCAUAGACAAUGGAGGGAACUUAUGGACCGGGCGGUCACUUUUUGGACUGUCAUUCCUUUGGUAAGGGUAAUAUAUUAAUGUAGCUCUAGAAUACAAUUUUUUUAUGUAGAAAAAGAGGAUAUUGUUAAACUUAUUCAUAAUUCAAAAAUUUUAAAAAAUCCAAAUUUAUUCAAGUUUUUAGUUUUUUCUCAAAUUCGUAUUUCGCAUCAAAGUAAGAGUAACUGGAGAUGAGAUACUGUAUGACAAAGCUGCAGUUGUAGUCAUGAAUCAUCGUACUCGUUUGGACUGGCUGUACUAUUGGAUGGUACUGUGGAGAAUGAAUCCUUGGCUAGCCACGACUAACAAGAUAGCCUUAAAACAACUUUUAAGACAUGUUCCUGGUGUUGGUAUGUAUAGAAGCGUGAAAAUAUAUAUUUUGCAGGCUUUGGAAUGCAAGUACAACAAUUCAUCUUCCUCAAAAGAGAUCUGGAAGUCGACCUGAAGCGACUGACCAGGGCUGUCGAGUAUUAUAGUGACAUGAAUCGACCGUAUCAAGUAAGUUUGUAGGUUUUUAUUUUAAGUCGUUUAGUGGAAACAAUGAAGAACUUUUUUUUUAAUGCAGAUACUAAUGUUUCCCGAAGGCACCGAUAGAACUGCGUUUACACUGAAACGGAGCAGCGAUUUUGCAAAGAAAAAUGGAUUGAAAGAGUUGAAAAACGUGUUGUAUCCGCGCUCAGCAGGCUUUCUACAUCUAGUGAAAGAAAUGAGAAGAAGUAAGAAACAUUUGUCACUUCAAAAACAAUUUUGUUCAACUUAAAAUCUAUUUUAAAAAUGAAAAAUAACACAGAAAACGGCAAAAAGCUUGCUGUCAUCCGCAGGAUUCGAACCUGCGCCCUCCGAAGAGGACUGCGACCUGAACGCAGCGCCUUAGACCACUCGGCCAGAAUGACACGGGGAUUGCUCUCUUCUUUUCCCACCAAAAGAGAAAGGAAAAACGCCAAACAAAACAACACUUUUCGGUCUCUCAAAAGAAAACACUCUCUCUCUUUCAGAUGACUACCUCGAGUACAUCUACGAUGUGACAAUUGCUUAUCCCAAAGAUAUUGUCCAAAAUGAAACUGACAUGGUGCUGAAAGGGAGUCUGCCGUCCGAAGUGCACUACCACAUCAAACGGUACCACAUUAACGAGAUUCCACGAAACGAAGAGGAAUUGAAUCAUUGGCUACACAAGUAAGUUGGCUAGAUAUAUAUGUCAUUUCCGGUAGUGUUUAGUUUAUGUUCUUGUUUUAGUAUUAUAAAUUGAUGUUGUUUUAGGGUGUGGUAUGAGAAAGAAGAGCGAUUGGAACAGUUUUACGCGCAAAAGGCCAAGAACAAACGACAAUUCAACUGCGACGACGGCUUUGUUUGGGUGAGUUACUAUACUUUUUAAUAUUUCCUUCCAAUUUUAGUUGCGAGACGACUUCAGACAGAAUGGAGUUGUGUUCUACGGUCUGCUGUUCUGGGUAUCGAUGGUCUGUGCCUACUUCUACCACUUUACUUUCAUGCCCUUCGUGCAGGUAGGUGCUUUCAAUAAAUUGAGCGAUAUGGUGAUUACGAAGCAUGUUUUGUCUGUUUUUUUGACUUAUAGUUAAAAUUAUUAUCUAACUCUAUAUUACAUAAGUUGACUUUUCUUUUAAUUUUAAAAUUGACAAAAUCUAAAACAACUUUUCAUAAAACAAUCCUUAUUUGUAGUGCACAUUAGUAUUCCUGAUACUAAACUACGUGUACGUGUACGGUCGUUAUGGUUCCAUGGAGAGGUUGAUUUACACUUUAUGGGAGAAGACUACGAAACGAGUUCACGUGGUAUAA
Bursaphelenchus okinawaensis is the source of this 1956-nucleotide messenger RNA. NCBI's taxonomy places the organism in Eukaryota, Metazoa, Nematoda, Chromadorea, Rhabditida, Aphelenchoididae. The record is from the annotation of a GenBank genome assembly.